CUCACACCCACCCACAUCCUCCGAAGCCCGCGUAACAUUCGUCACCCCCCUCGCUGGCCCAACCAAGCGGCGCGAGGCAAAGCGCUCGGGCGGGCGAGUCGUAGCUGGCGUGUGGAUCCCGCCAAAGCCCGUGGAACCGGAUGAUUGCUGCAUGAGCGGGUGCGUCAAUUGCACUUGGGAGGUGUUCCGCGAGGAUUUGGAGGAGUGGAAGAGUGCUGAGAGGAGGGCUAGGGCUGCUCUUGCUAAAUUGGGAGGUGGGGAGGGG
Tuber aestivum (summer truffle) is the source of this 265-nucleotide messenger RNA. The record is from the annotation of a GenBank genome assembly. Lineage: Eukaryota; Fungi; Ascomycota; Pezizomycetes; Pezizales; Tuberaceae.